AUGGCGAGCGACGUGCCCAUGAGCCCCGAGCUCGAGCAGGUGGACGGCGAGAUCCAGGACAUCUUCCGCGCGCUCCAGAAUGGGUUCCAGAAGAUGGACAAGAUCAAGGACUCCAGCAGGCAGUCCAAGCAGCUGGAGGAUCUCACCGGCAAGAUGAGAGAGUGCAAGCGCUUGAUCAAAGAAUUUGACCGUAUACUCAAGGAUGAGGAGAAAAAGAACACUCCUGAUGUCAACAAGCAGCUCAAUGACAAGAAGCAGUUCAUGAUCAAAGAACUCAACUCCUUUGUAACCUUGAGGAAAACGUACCAGAGUAGCCUUGGUAAUAAGAGGAUCGAACUAUUCGAUACUGGUAACGACCAAGUGGCUGACGAAACUCCAGUUCAAAUGGCAUCAGAAAUGUCAAAUCAAGAACUCGUUAGCGCUGGAAGGAAACAAAUGGACCAAACUGACCAAGCCAUUGAGCGCUCAAAAAUGGUUGUAGCACAAACUGUUGAAGUUGGAGCUCAGACUGCUGCAACUCUGUCACAGCAAACAGAACAAAUGAAGAGAAUAGGCAAUGAGCUAGAUUCUGUCCACUUUUCACUGAAGAAGGCUAGUCAAAUGGUGAAAGAGAUUGGCCGUCAGGUUGCUACUGACAAAUGCAUUAUGGCGUUCCUGUUUCUGAUUGUCUGUGGUGUUAUUACAAUAAUUGUUGUUAAGAUUGUCAACCCACAUAACAAGAACAUCAGAGACAUUCCGGGGCUGGCACCUCCCGCCAUGAACAGGAAGCUGCUGUCCAUCGAUGCUUUCAGAGGGCUCUGA
Messenger RNA from Miscanthus lutarioriparius, 801 nucleotides. Lineage: Eukaryota; Viridiplantae; Streptophyta; Magnoliopsida; Poales; Poaceae. The record is from the annotation of a GenBank genome assembly.